Molecule: messenger RNA, 1591 nt
Organism: Heterobilharzia americana
Lineage: Eukaryota; Metazoa; Platyhelminthes; Trematoda; Strigeidida; Schistosomatidae
Source: the annotation of a GenBank genome assembly
GUCGUGUUACGCACAGUCAGUUGUCUAGUUUCGUUCAAUUAUGUUUGAAAGUGCAUUAAGGUGGCAGUGGUUUUGCAUAGUUAAUUCUGAAUGUCAUGUUACGUGAACUCUUCCUUUGUUGUAUGUCAAGCAGACAAACCCUCCCCAUUUUCCCUCGUGCAUCUGUGUACCGUAUCGACGUCUUCUUCCGAUAUAUGUGAUAGAAUUAUGGUGGAGCUUGGGGCGUAUAAAUAUGUAUAUGCCCAGCUUAUACACUACUUAUGGACCAGACUUGGUCUGGUGCCAAACUUGUCAGGAUAGUAAUCUAUUGACAGUAAAACCAAUGGUUUCAGUGCUGAGAAAAGUAUCUCAUCUUGAACAAGGAUCUCGUUACUUUUGUACAAGUAUUCGUAUUUGUUCUUCUGUUAGUAACGCCAGCAUUCCUGCCCCAAGAACUAAGAUUUACUCGCAUUUGGAACAAGUUUCUCAAAUACCCUCAGUUAUUGGCAAAUUUGCCACUUAUUCUGAAAAUGACUAUUCACUUUUUAUUGAACCAUUUCUUAAAGUUGAGUUGACUGAGGAACUCAGAGCUUUCAAUGAUCUCUCACUCCUGCUUCGAAAACCAACACUUAAUACAAUUAAGGAUUUAAUCGAUCUUCAAAAUUUGCAAAGGGAAAGCUUCAGAGAAGAAACUAACUCUUCUGAUUCUGUUAUUUUAGCAAAACGCUCUGUUCCGCGAUUUGUAUUUUAUGGUCAACCUGGAACGGGUGUGUCUACCACUUUAGCACAAAUCACUUGUUUUGCUGGCAACAACAGGUGGCUUGUAUUUCCUUUCACUGUAUGUGAAAACUUCUUGGAACCAUCACUUGAUAUUGCUCCCAGCAAUGAAUAUCAUUAUAAUCAACAUCGUGAAGAAUUUACAGGUGAUGCUUUUGAUUUUCCAGCUCGUUCUGCUGAUUGGCUUAAGGUCUUUCUUAAGAUCAAUCAACCACUGCUUGAAAAGAUAAAACCAGUCAUUUCUCGACAGGUGGAAUGGACAAGAAAGGAUAUAAUGCCUGUAGGGACAUGUUGGGUGGAUGUAAUCAAUUAUUGUGUUGCCAGAACUAAAUACGCAACAGACUGUAUUGGGAUUCUACUAAGAGAGAUGCGUUCUCUUUCGUCUACUCCCGAUGGUCCACCCUGUCUACUUGUCAUCGACGGUGUAAAUUUUAUAUGGUGUAGGGGAACUUUAUUACGGGAUAAAACCCUUUGUGUCCAGAUUAAACCAGAUCGUUUAGCCAUUGUACACCAUUUGAAACGUGCAUUGAAAGGAGAUUGGCGUCAUGGUGCCAUAGUUACUUCUACAAAUAUUCGAGCAGCUUGGCCUACGGAUAGAGAAGAGUAUACUCCUGGUUAUCUAUUGGGAAAAUCUGGUUUCGAGUGUAUGGAUCCAUUUGUUCCUGUUCUUGUUGAUAACUACACUCCAUCAGAAACUGACGCUUUGUUAAGAUUUUAUGAAGAGAACAAAUGGCUUACAAAUCCUGCUGCUUUUACACCGAAUGGACGAGCUGAAAUAAUCUUCCUCUCUGAUAAUAAUCCCUUAGAACUUAGUCGUAUUGCUGCUGAAUGGUAG